AUGGCUCUCACUACCGAGGGCGCAACAAACUCCGUGGAGGCCGUGGCUUUCAGUUUUCUGACGGACAAAGAGAUACUCAAGAGUAGUCGCGUUAAAGUUACCGAUGCCAUUCUGGUUGAUAAUCUCGGUCGUCCCGUAGAUGGUGGAUUGUAUGAUCCCGCUUUCGGUCCUUUUGCGGAUAGGUUUCCUUGUAAAACCUGUGGUCUGCCCAAAGAUCACUGCUCAGGUCAUUUUGGUCAUAUUGAGCUCGUUGCCCCUGUCUACAAUCCUCUGAUGUUCACUUUUCUUAGCAAUAUUUUAAAGAAAACAUGUUUCUCUUGCCAUCAUUUUAAAGCUAGUAGAAAAGAGGUGGAAAGUCGUGUGUCCCAAUUGAAGUUAAUUAUGGAAGGGAAAAUAAGCAAGGCCAAAAGUUUGGAUGAAAAUAAAUUAGAUGGACCUCUAGAUUCAGGCGAUUCUGAUGAUGAUAAAGACCAAUGUAGUAGACCCGAGCAACCGCUAGAAAAUUGGACAUCUAUUCAAUUUUCCGAGGCAAUGGCUGUACUAAGAACAUUUCUACAAAAGGAUUAUACGAAGUGUCUAAAUUGUGGAAACAUCAGUCCUAAAAUUACUAAACCAAUCUUUGGAUGGUUUCACGUGAAAGCGCUCACACUUUCUCAAGCCAGAGCAAAUGUUAUUACAGGCAGCGAUGCAUCCUUGGCAAGUGAAACAAUUAAUGAUGAUAUAUCUUUAGGAAAUGUGGAUAAUGAAAGCCGUAUAUUGUCUACUAAGCUUAUUGAGCAAACUUCACUUUCUGGGUCUUUGCUACCCUCCCUGGUUAGGGGAAUUCUAGAGCUUUUGUGGAAAAAUGAAGCUAUGCUGUGCUCGUAUAUCAGUGACAUUCAAAAUCAAGGUUUUGGAAAGAAAGCUGGUCACUCCAUGUUCUUUUUGGAAAACAUUUUUGUUGCCCCAAUCAAAUUCCGCCCCCCAUUGAAAACAGGUGAUAACGUGGCAGAUCAUCCUCAAACUGUUAUGUUGAGUAAGGUUUUAGACUCCAACAUAUCCUUGGGACAAGCGCAUCACAACAAGUUAGAUGCAUCAGUCAUUCUAAGGCGGUGGAUGGAGCUUCAACGAUCUGUAAAUCUCUUAUUUGACAACAAAUCUGCUUCCAAAAGCCAAAAAGCCGUGACUACUGGGAUAUGUCAGUUGCUGGAAAAGAAGGAGGGCAUCUUUCGCCAGAAGAUGAUGGGAAAGAGGGUUAAUUUUGCAUGCCGUUCUGUCAUAUCACCAGAUCCUUAUUUAGCAGUCAAUGAAAUUGGGAUUCCUCCAUAUUUUGCUCUAAGGUUAACAUAUCCUGAGAGAGUGACUCCUUGGAAUGUAGUCAAGUUAAGGGAAGCUGUCCUAAAUGGUCCUGAAACCCAUCCAGGUGCCACACUCUAUGCUGAUAAAACAUCAACACUCAGGCUUCCACUAGACAGGAGGUUACGUUCUUUUACAUCAAGGAAAUUACAAUCGUCAAGAGGGGUUAUUAUGCAUAAUGGGAAGAUACGUGACCAUGAAUUUGAAGGAAAAGUUGUGUAUCGUCACUUGAAGGAUGGCGAUGUAGUGCUUGUCAAUCGACAGCCAACACUUCAUAAGCCUAGUAUAAUGGCACAUGUAGUCCGUGUUCUAAAGGGGGAGAAAACAGUUCGCAUGCAUUAUGCAAACUGCAGUACAUACAAUGCUGAUUUUGACGGUGAUGAGAUUAAUGUUCAUUUUCCACAAGAUGAAAUAUCACGAGCUGAAGCUUACAAUCUUGUAAAUGCCAACAACCAAUAUGUGAAGCCUACUAGUGGUGAUCCAAUCAGAGCCUUGAUUCAGGAUCAUAUUGUAAGUGCCGCUCUUCUCACAAAAAAAGAUACCUUUUUGAGUUGUGAAGAGUUCAAUCAACUUCUCUACAGUUCUGGUGUAUCCAUGACUGCGUCGGGCUCUCUCACUUGCAAACCUGGGCAGAAAAUAGUCAUGUCAAACUCCGAGAGUGAAAUGUUUCAGUUUCCUCCAGCAAUAUUCAAGCCAGAGCCACUGUGGACAGGGAAACAGGUUAUCAGUGCAUUGCUAUGCUAUAUCACUAAAGGUCGCCCACCAUUUACUGUUGAGAAGAAUGCAAAAAUCCCAUCUAGUUUUUUUAAGACUCAAAUGAGGGAGGGAAAAAAACGCACUAAAGAUACCUCACGAAAAAGGGAUGAGAAUGAGGAUAAAUUGUUGAUAUAUAAAAAUGAUUUGGUGCGCGGUGUAGUUGACAAGGCUCAAUUUGGUGACUAUGGAAUGGUGCAUACAGUGCAAGAGUUUUAUGGCUCAAAUACUGCUGGCAUUCUUUUGUCCGCAUUAAGUCGGCUAUUCACCAACUUUUUACAGAUGCACGGGUUCACAUGUGGGGUUGAUGAUCUUCUGAUAACAGAAGGAAAGGAUAGUGAAAGAAUAAAUCAACUUGAAAGCUGCGAGGAAAUUGGUGACAUUGUUCAUCGUGAAUUCAUUGGAGUCAUGGAAAGUGAUAAUAUUGAUCCAAUCACAAUGCAGUUGAAUGUUGAGAAAAAAAUACGCAGUAAUGGAGAAGCAGCCUUAACAUACUUAGAUAGGAAGAUGAUAAGUAAUCUUAACUCCAGAACUAGCUCAGGAGUAUUGAAGGAGCUACUAUCUCAAGGAAUAUUAAAACCUUCAGGAAAAAAUUGGAUUUCUCUUAUGACUACAUCUGGAGCUAAGGGAAGUAUGGUCAACUUCCAGCAGAUAUCUUCUCAUCUUGGCCAGCAAGAGUUGGAAGGAAAACGAGUCCCACGUAUGGUUUCUGGCAAGACCUUACCGUGCUUUCCAUCAUGGGAUUGUUCCCCCAGGGCAGGAGGGUUCAUUAUUGAUCGGUUUCUUACUGCUCUUCGUCCACAGGAAUAUUACUUUCAUUGUAUGGCUGGUAGAGAAGGGUUAGUUGACACUGCAGUCAAAACAUCUAGGAGUGGUUACCUGCAAAGAUGUCUUAUGAAAAACCUUGAGUGUCUAAAAGUUUGCUAUGAUCAUACUGUCCGUGAUGCCGAUGGGUCAGUUAUUCAGUUUCACUAUGGAGAAGAUGGUGUGGAUGUGCAUCAAACUAGCUUUAUCACCAAAUUAGAAGCACUGUCAAUUAAUAAAGAAUUGGUUUACAGCAGCUGUUGCCGUCAGCUAGAUAGAUCCAGUCCUUAUAUUAACAAGUUGCCUGAUGCUCUUAAAGGAAAAGCAGAAAACUUCAGUCGUGAUUUCUCUUCAAAACAGAGAAAUUCCAGUUCAUUGAAACAAGAUUUCCUACAGUUGAUGGAGCACAAGUACGUCUCAAGUCUUGCUCAACCGGGUGAACCAGUUGGUGUGUUAGCUUCUCAGUCUGUGGGAGAACCGGCAACACAGAUGACUUUGAAUACUUUCCAUCUUGCUGGUCGAGGUGAAAUGAAUGUGACUCUUGGAAUUCCUCGUUUGCACGAAAUUGUGGUGGCAGCCUCAGAUAACAUCAAGACUCCCUUUAUGUCAUGCCCCCUGAGAUCCAAUAAAUCUAUGGAAAGUGCUAUCCGUCUUGCGGACAAAAUGAAAAAGAUAACUGUAGCUGACAUAAUUGAAAGUAUGAAAGUUUCUGUUGUACCCGUUGCCGUAAAAGAUGGUCAGAUUUGCAGUAUAUAUAAGCUUAUGAUGAAACUGCAUAAACCUAAACACUAUCCAAAAUACACUGAUAUUACGCUUGAAGACUGGGAGGAAACUUUAAGAGUUGGGUUUGUGAGAGCGUUGGAGGAUGCGAUUGAAAGUCACGUUGUGUUGUGUGAUAAAAUUAGUGGCAUAAAAAAUUUCCAAGGCAAAAGGGGUGUAGAAAAUGAUCAUAGCAAUGAUUCAGAAUCUAACAAAAAUGGUCAAACUGACGAUGACGACGAUGUUGAUGACACAGAGGAUGCUGAUGAUCUUGGUUAUGAUGCUCAAAAGAGUAAACAGCAAGGUAUGGAUGAGGUUGAUUACGAUGAUGGUCCUGAAAAUGAAACACGUGAGAUGUCGGAGGAUGGAAACAUUGAAGGCGUUGAAGGUGGCAAAGAUGACGAGGAUGAGAAAAGUGAUGGAGAUGACAGUGAUUUUGAAGUAAAUGGGGACAGUGAUACUGAAUUAAAUGACAUUGAUAAAAAUGUGACACUUGAUGCAAAUGAAUCUCAAGGACUUGAAGAAACAUCGAAAUCUGAUAAGAGUAAAUCUGAACCCGUGAGCAAAAAACAUGACAGGAGAGUUUAUGUGAAAUCUGGGGGGAUGCGUUUUGAGAUCCACUUUAAAUUUACUACUGAACCUCACAUAUUAUUGGCUCAGAUUGCCCAGAGAACAGCCGAGAAGGUUUGUAUCCAGAACUUUGGAAAGGUUGGCGAAUGUAAAGCUAUUACAUGUAAAGAAAGUGGUGUAAUCUACUAUGGUGAAGUUGAUGGUAAAAGGGAUGAUAUUCCGUCAUCAGUGAAAGAAAAAAUACCAGCGCUUCAAGCAUCUGGUAUACAUUUUAAAACAUUUUGGGAGAUGGAAGAUGACCUUAAUCUUAGGUAUGUUUAUUCAAAUGAUGUGCAUGCUAUACUAAGGACCUACGGGGUGGAAGCAGCCAAAGAAAUCAUCAUCAGGGAAGUGCAAAAUGUUUUCAAAUCGUAUGGGAUAUCAGUAAAUAUCCGACACUUGAUCCUUAUUGCCGACUAUAUGACACAUGCCGGUGGGUAUCGACCUCUGACCAGAAAGGGGAUAGAAGAUUCUACUUCCCCUUUGGUCAAAAUGUCUUUUGAGACUGCAUCCAACUUCAUUGUUGAAGCAGCUCGUCAUGGACAGGUGGACACCUUGGAGACUCCAUCUUCUAGAAUUUGUCUUGGUUUGCCCGUAAAGAUGGGAACUGGGUGCCAUGACUUGAUACAGAAGCUUGAAUUAUGA
Molecule: messenger RNA, 4905 nt
Organism: Lathyrus sativus (Indian pea)
Lineage: Eukaryota; Viridiplantae; Streptophyta; Magnoliopsida; Fabales; Fabaceae
Source: the annotation of a GenBank genome assembly